Messenger RNA from Rana temporaria (common frog), 7225 nucleotides. Its product is annotated as rho GTPase-activating protein 11A-like. The record is from RefSeq and is a predicted model, not a curated record. NCBI's taxonomy places the organism in Eukaryota, Metazoa, Chordata, Amphibia, Anura, Ranidae. Bases 216 to 3212 code for a protein of 998 amino acids. Gene Ontology annotation, biological process: signal transduction. The transcript has 12 exons.
UGAGGAGUCCUGUAUGUGAGGAGUCCUGUAUAGGAGGUGAGUGAGGGGAGUCCUGUAUAGGAGGAGGUGAGGGGUGCUAGGGAGUAAUGACUGAGGUGUUAUGUAUAAGAAGUGACUUGUAGGUGACCGGGGCCUGUUGUAUAGGGUGAGUGUUUCGGUAGGUAGGUAGGUCCCCAGUGUGUAUACCCUCCUGUCUGAUCACAGAGCUGUGCAGGAUGAAGCAAUCCCCUGACUAUCCUAGCCUGGCCCGGCUGGCAGUUAUCCAGCAUCUUCGGUCAUAUGGCAUCAAAAUGAAACACUGGAACAGCAAGCAACGAUCGGAGAGCGGGAAGGGGUCGGCUGCUACACCGCACAGUGGCAAAAUCUUCGGAGCACCUAUUCAUUCCUUACCACAUUUGUUUAUUCCAGAGUAUGGGAACAUUCCAACGUUCCUUGCUGAUGUUUGUAAGUACUUGGAGAGCCAUGCUCACACUGAAGGGCUUUUUAGGAAGUCUGGAUCUGUUGUGCGACAGAAACUGCUAAAGACUAAGCUUGAUGGAGGCGACAAUGACCUCUCAGAUGCUAUUCCCUGUGAUGUGGCUGGCAUCCUCAAGCAGUUUUUCCGAGAGCUACCAGAACCCAUUCUUCCUGCAGAUCUCCAGGAUGUGCUGAGCAAGGCCCAGCAAUUGGGCAGUGAUGAGGAUAAGGCCUCUGCAACCAUACUGAUAUCCAGCCUAAUGCCUGAACGGACAGUUCCUAUCCUGCGUUACUUUUUUAACUUUCUGCAAAAUGUGUCUAUGAGAUCUGACACCAACAGAAUGGACAGCAGUAAUCUGGCUGUGAUAUUUGCUCCUAACCUUCUACAGACAGGGGACAGUGACAAGAUUUCUGCAAGCACAGAAAAGAAGCUGCGUGUUCAGGCAGCAAUAGUGCAAACUCUGAUAGACCAGGCAGCAGAUAUAGGUUACGUUCCUAAUUUCCUUCUUGAGAAAAUACCAGGCAUGCUUGGAAUGGAUGUUGCCUCUGAUACCCCUGGAGCUGAGCAAUUAGAGGAAGGUGAUGCUGACUCCGAUGGUGAGAGGAAGCGCAGGAGGCGGAGAAGUGUUGGAGAUUUUGUUAGUGGAGCACUGAAUAAACUUAAAACUAAUAGAACACCUACUUCCACACCCCAGACAGACAGGACUGUUUUCAGCUCCAUGGUGACACCUUUAAUCCUUACUCCAAGCACCAAAAGAAAACUUCCUUUGGAUUCUGUGCAGGGAAUUUCAAACAAGAAAAGAAAAUCUAUAAAACAGAAUCUUACUUUUGAGCUGCUACCGAGUACUCUAUUUGGUGGCGGAUCCACACCAUCCUCUGCCCGCACAGAAGGAAGCCCUUGUGUUUCAUUUGAAAUAUCAGAAAAUUGUUUCUCACCAUCUGUCUCUGGCAGCAAGCACCUCACUAGCACUAGUAACUUGAGACGCAGCAAGAGGUAUGAAAACAGGAAAGUACAAAGGGUGGAGUCUGGAAAAACUGGCUGCUUCUCCCCUAAAAUAAGUCGCAAAGAGAUGGUACGCAGAUCGCUUAGACUUCGCUUUAGUUUGGGAAAAAGUAGUAAAGAAGUGAACUCGGGUAAUCCUACAAGUGUUCGUUCUCAAAACAUUGGCUGGAGAUUAGCAAACUCGCAAGAAUUGCCAACUCCCGGAAACAAGUUGGAGGCUCACUCUUCAGUUGAAAGUCCAUUUGUAAGUGCAGGUUCAAAGAAAAUAAGCAAAUCUGAAGAUAACUUACUAACACCCAGAAAGUCUGAUGACUUAAGCCAUCGCAUGUCCUGGACAGGACCUCCUCCGUUAAGUAAGGUUUGUGAUGAUGGAACGCCUUUAUCAGGAUAUCUGUAUGCUGGAAACUGCUAUUCUGAGCCUGUUCUUGUAACUGGGAAACCCCCUGCCAUACCCAAAGAGAAUAAAUCUGUCACUGACAACUCCAGCAAAGAGAACAACCAUAGAGAAGAUUCCCUGUGUGUAGAUGAGGACUAUCAAGCACAGAAAACGGUACGCAGAAUUACACAAGCAUUUACAGAAUCGGGAAGUGAUCUGAGUGCAUUUGUUGGAUGUAGCAAGUCUUCAGCACAGGAACUAUUAGCAUUUAUUUCAGAGCCACAGACAAAGUCAGAAACUUCAGUCAUUGGAUCAGUAGUUGAGCAAAAGACCUGCACAUCUGAGCCACAAACUGAGUGUGACACUCUAUUCAGGUCAAACAAGGACUGUGAUGGUGUUGCCAACGAGACUUCAUCAAAAACAAACUAUAAAGAACAAACUGUUGUUAAAAAGCAUUUAGCUUCUCGAGAGGCACCGGUUGAAAACUUGGUAGUUAAUGCACAUCAGGAUUCACCACAGAUCUUAUUAAAAAUUGUGGAGGACGGCGAUGCUGAUUCUACAGGCUUGACAGAAGUUUCACAACGCAAACUGAAAUGUGACAUGAAUGUGUUUGAAUCCAGACGUGGCAACUCCCUGAUAAAGUCAGACUUUUCAGUUUCUCAAAAAGUUGUGGGGCUGUUGAAAUCGGAAAAGAAUUUAUCAAAUGCAAUCCCUAACCAAGAGAAUUUUUCACGGGUUUCUCAGGAUAUUCGCUCAGUACCUGCCCCAGUUCGCAAAAGCAGCAGGGUGUCUGAUCACAUAAUGCACUUCAAUAGGCUGUGCCUAAAUGAUGGCAGUGUCCAAAAAUUCAAGUCCCCUAUUAAAUUGCAGCGUACUCCUGUACGUCAGUCUGUUAGACGUAUAAAUUCACUUUCAGAGUUUAAGCGGGAUGUGGACAACUUGCGGGAAGCAGAAAGGAUGGCUAGCUCACCAAUGGUGAAAUCAGUCAGUUGUGAUGGAUCUCUUUCAUCAGAGCUUUCCUUAACUCAUUCAAGUCACAGACAUUAUUCUGCAGGUUGUAAGGAGAACGCCACCUCCUGUGAGCAUUUAUCUACAGUUUCCUUUCGAGGGGUCAGUUCUAGGUUUUCCCAGCAGACAUUUGCAAAUGCACCAACCUCUGUGCCCUCUUCUGUAAACCAAGUAAAGUCUGUAUUGGAAGACCUAACAAACCAAGAUAUCACCAAAUCUACAUCUACAAAAUCUGAUCUUUCAUUGAAUGUUCCAAAUAAUGCUGUGCGUGUUCUGUCUAAUAGACAGCAUAACCGUUAUAGAGGAUCGCCAAAGAACCCAAUUGGGAAAGUAACAUUUUUGCCAGCUAGUAAGCCUUUAGACUUAUAAAGCUGUGAUUCUUGAAUAGACUUAGCUUUUUUUGGCUUUGCCUUUUAAUCUUUACUGCUGGAAAAGUGGAUUCUGUUUACAUGUAUGGCAACAUGCGAGCCAAUGCACCUGAACUAUGGUGUAUUUUUUUUACAUCUCUUCCAAAAGCACCUUGCACAUGUUUGGAAUAGAAACUGGUUAGUUUUAUUUUUAUUUUUUUAAUUUAGUUUUAAAGGUUUUGAUUUUAAUGGAGCAUUCCUCAAUGGAACAAUGAAACCCGUCAUUUCCUUCAAGCAAAUCUGCUGUGGAUGUUUUGUCUUCUUAUGGGACAUGGUUGUUGUGUGACUGGACCCUCUUUCCUUUUUUGCAGAAGAUCUGAAAUCUAAAGUGGAAACUUGAACUCUGCAACGCUUUUUUUUUUUUUCCUUUUUUUUUUACAGUGUACACGGGUAGUGCAGCUUGAAUCUGCCAUUUGGGAGGUGUUUGCUAUAACAGUAUUUUAUUAAAUGUAUUUAACUGUAAAUAUGCAAUUUUCAGGUAGUUCUAGGUAUGUAGUAUAACGCAUGGACUGUUGUACGGUUAUGUGUCCUAUUGUCCGAUGUACGUUUUCUGGUGGAAGUAUAGGUUUUGAAGGUGCUGCAGUCUUUCUAAUCUGUAUCAGCUUGCCUUGUUAACAAUUAAUUUUUAAGUGCCUUUUCUUUUUAAAUGGUGCUGUAGUAAGUCUUGCAGUUUUUUGUGUUCGGUAACGUAAGUCAAGAUAGGUACCAGUAUGCCAAGCUAUUCAACUACAGCAGGCUGGAACACCAGCUCACCUAACUGGCCCAGGCUACAGCAAAGAGCUGUGACCAUAUUUCCUAAUACAGUUACAUUGUAGAUUAACUUAUUGUAGGUAGGGGAGUGCUUUAUUUUAGUUGCUCAUAAAAUGUUAUUUAAUAUUUGAGCUCUCAAUGUUAAUAGGAGUUGCUCUCAACCUUCUACCAGUGUGUACUGCUAAAAUAUUUAGCAGUAAGCCUGUGGGUGGUCGUUAACCCAACCUACCAAGAUUGGCACGAUGAUUAAAAAAAUGUACAUGGAAGUGUGUGUUGGAUGUCUUGCCCUAUGAGGUUGACGUGUGUAGUGUAGCUGCAGUGUGACAUUUAUGCACAUUUCACUUGCAUGCACUAAUGAUAGAAAAACAGAAAUCUGGUGUAUUAAAACAUGCAAAUACACUGUAUUAAAUGAUGGUGAUAACAAUAUUUGGAGCCCAGCACCAUAGGAAAAAUAGACCCAAUUCAUGAUUCUUGUGUUCAUGUUCAGUUAUUGUGCAGCACCCAACAUCUGACAGGAUCUUUGAGCCCAGAAUCAUUUAAAUGCUCCACUAGAGAAUAUGCAUAGGACUAAGAAUAGUUCAAAUUUACAACCCAAACAGCCUGGUUUGUAAAUGUUAUCGCAUGGUCUGAGUAAUGCAACAGAAUUUAAGCUGACGUUUUUGACAUUGUGUGGAUUACGGUUCUUGUUUUUGUUCGCUCCCUUUUUUUUUUUUUUUUUAAGAUUUCAUUAAUGUCUUAAUUAUAACUUGAAAAUAUGUUUUUUAUUUCUAACUGGCACAUUGCCUAACUGCUUACAAGCAGAAACAUGGGGUUCUAAACAUAACUGUAAAUAUACAAAAUCUAUUUAAGUACGUUACUGCAGGUUGGAUGACUGAUCAACAUAGUUUAUGGUGAGUGAUUCGUAUGGUCAUAUUUAUUUCUUAAUGACUGAACAUGUAUGUAUACAUUCCUUCCCCUUUUUUUUUAGAUCACAGGUUUAUUUGUGAUUUAAGUACAACCCCAAAUGUAUUCUAUCAAGGCUUGAAUAUCACACUGAUCAACAUAAUAGAUUUUAAAGUAGAAGUGCACCCUAACACUAAAAUCCUUGCAUCUACAGACAUCCAUGAUCUAACCCUGUAAAGAAGAAAUCCAUAUACAUAACUUUUCUGAAUCCGAUCCUGAGCUGUCAGCUGCAGCUUUGCGGGGGGGGGGGGUGCAGAGGAGGCAGCCAACAAAGGAAUCCCCAUAGUAAGUCUAUGGGUGACGUCACUCCCCAUUCAUUUCACAGCCGUUCCCGGCUGUGUCUUCUGCAGAGCUUCCACUAUUGGAGACUGGACAGAAGCGGGUUCCAAAAAUGUAUGUAUACCGAUUUCUUCUUUACAGGGCUAGAUAGGUUAGUGUUAGCUCGUGGAUGUCUGUAGAUGGUAGGGAUUUUAGUGUUGGGCUGUACUUCUACUUUAAAGGGGGUUGUAAAGGGAAAAAAAAUGUAAGUGAAGGAGGACUGCACUAAGGUAAAGGAAACUAUUUAGGGAAAAAAAUGUUUUCCUUUACAACACCUUUAAGUAUUGGAUAUAGAAAAGCCCUCGAUGCUUUGUGUUUAGUUAUUCUUAGUGGUUGUAAAUCCUCACAUGUACCCAGUAAAGUGACUAGCAUUCGUCAAUGCACACCGAUGAAACAAAUCCCUGCAAACCAUUCAGACUUGUCGACAAUUCAAACUACUUCCGCAGGUUACCACGGCAGCCAAACAAAUGGCAAAAGCAUGGAAAUCUCCUACUUUAUGCAUUUUAAUAGUCAAGAAUAAAAUUACUGCAGCAAUGAUACACGCCAAAAUUGAAGCCAUAAUAUUAGAUAUGGUACUUAAGUUUGGGAUGCUAUAGAGUCCGUAGAUCAAACAUUAUCUUCCUCCCAAUUUUGAUGAAUCUUUGCUCCUUCCCUGAUGGGAAGCUUAGCCUUUCGGUUCUGCAAACUUUCCAUACUUCUCUCCGGCUGAUUUCUGGGGUUUCCCCCCUCGCCCUUCUUUAGCCCACCUUCCCCCAUAUACCAUCUUUCUUUCCUCUUUUUUACAUACUGACUAGCUUUUUUUUUUUUUUUUUACUUAUCACCCAACUACAGACACAUUGGACUUUCCUCCACCUACUGUAUUUUUAUUUACUUGUAAUGGCUAAGAGCUUCUAUCCCAUGGUUGUUUUUGUACAGUGACAUGUUGACUACAGUAGACCACUUUUAGGCUACAAAAAUAAUUGUACCCUUGUUUCCCUUUUACCUUGGUAUUGACAUUUAAGUUAUUAUAAUCACACUAUUUUCCCUUUGCUUUCUCCUCCUGUCAUCUGUUUAUUCCUUACGCAUUUAUAAGGUUAUAGCAGCAUACCAAGGUUAUAUUAAGCUAUCCCCCCUACCUCCUGCGCGAACAUGGUAUGCAAAGUAAACUUGACGGUCUUACUUUAUUAAAAUGUCAAUUGUCGUCUGUAGUUCUAUUGUACUGUGUAUUGAUACACACUCAUUACUUUUGUUAUGCUCCAACUUGUUUUCGGCAAAUAUAAAGUCACAGCCGACAGCUCUGAGCCCUGAUUUGGAAAGAAGGGACCCCCCCCCCCUUCACACAGCCUAUGAAUGUUACCCACAGCUGUGCCUGUUCUCCAUACUGAGUGCUGCAGUUCCCUCUCUCGUCGCCAUUUUAUCUAUUGGUUUUCCGGAAAAGCUGCCAGAACGGAGUCAUGCUGAUGCCAGAGGAACCAGGCCGCAGAGAGAAAUGACACUCAGAACUUUGGAGAGAGACCAGUACUCGGUAUAGGAUGUGUAUGUAUUUUUAUUUUUUCAUAUUUCAUGUCUGAGGUUUACAACCACUUUAAUGCAACUGGACCGUGUCGGGGAAGCCAUAGAAGACGGGUAACUGUUUUCUAAACACAAGGCUCUGUACACAUGUUUAGAUUUGCCGUUUGCAGGGUGUUCUCCAGGGCCAUCCCAGGUGCCCAGAAAAAGUAACAAUGUGAAUAAGCCCUUAAAUGUCAGUGCUAGGCUAUUCAAAACCAUAUCUACAAUCCCUAAAAUCUUUGUUCUUCCAUGCUACUGAUUUAUUUUAUGGCUAUCUUUUAAGAUGGAAUACAUGUUAAAGCUUAAUAUGGUAUGGUUAGUAAAUGAUGAAUCUAAAGCUGUUAAUUCUCAGUAUUGCAGGAUUAUGGGCAGCUUAACAAUGUCUGUGUGUAAUGCUGGAUCUUUUUAGUGAUGGAUAAAUUGUACUUGUCUAAA